UGGUUUUUUGCACAUUUCGCAGGGGAAAAGUUGUGAGAUCUUGUUACUGGUGCGUGGGCUGUGGGGUGCUCGCGGGAGGUUCGGGGUUGGCAGCGUGGGAGCGCGAACCCGAGUGUGCAGCUCGUUAUAACGUCCGUGAAAAGGCGAGUGUCACCCGCGAGCGGGUCGCCCCGGGGGGAGGUGGGAAAGAGCCGUGCCAAGGCAGGCGCUGCUUCUGCAUCGCCCUGGAACCGAGCCGGGUGUCCCACGUCCCGUGUGGGUGCGGGACCUCGUCUCUGUUGUGGGCACACGGUCGGGAGGUCCCUUGGGUGCAAGGACUCGGCUGUGGCUCAGAUCUGCCCUGAUCUCCUUGAAUGUACAUUCAUCUCCUCCAGCGUCUCAGGCAACGAACGAACAGCCGCUCACUAUCAGUGACUCUUGUACGGCCAUCCUGGGAGGGGUGAGCUGAAAAUUCCUGGGUAGAAGGGACGAGUGUCCCUUGUCCUUGUCUGUGCCUCCCUGGAGCCUGGGUUUUGGGGCUUGGAGCUUAGCACUGUUGCAGUCCAUAGUGUUUAGAAACAGGGCAGACCUCUGUUCUCUGUGUGCCCAGCCGGAGAGGGAGAUGACGACGCUAACGCACCGAGGACGGCGUGCUGAGGCAGGAAGGAACUUGGACAAGAAGCCUGACAGUGAGGAAGAUGCGCCUGCGGACAGAGACCUGAAUGACGAUGAUCCCGGCGACUUCAAAGAUAUCCGCCUCACGCUCAUGGAGGAGGUGUUGCUCCUGGGGCUGAAGGACAAGGAGGGCUACACCUCCUUCUGGAAUGACUGCAUCUCUUCAGGCCUGCGAGGUGGUAUCCUCAUUGAGCUGGCUCUGCGUGGCCGGAUCCGCCUGGAGCCGCUCUCCAUCAGGAAGAAGAGACUGCUGGAGAGGAAGGUGCUCUUGAAGUCAGACGCGCCAACUGGUGAUGUCUUGCUGGAUGAGACCCUCCGACACAUCAAGGCCACGGAGUCUGCAGAAACGGUGCAGACCUGGAUAGAGCUGCUCACUGGGGAGACCUGGAACCCCUUCAAGCUGCAGUACCAGCUGAGGAACGUGCGUGAGCGCAUCGCCAAGGCGCUGGUGGAGAAGGGCAUCCUCACCACGGAGAAGCAGAACUUCCUGCUCUUCGACAUGACCACCCACCCUGUCAGCAACGCCACCGAGAAGCAGCGCUUGGUGAAGAAGCUCCAGGAGAGCAUGCUGGAGCGGUGGGUGAACGACCCCCACCGCAUGGAACGCAGGACUCUGGCUCUCCUCGUGUUGGCCCACUCCUCAGAUGUACUGGAGAACGUUUUUGCCAGCCUGGCAGAUGACAAGUACAAUGUGGCAAUGAACAGGACCAAGGACCUCCUCGAUAUGGACCCUGAGGUGGAAGCUGCCAAAGCCAGGGGCGCAGAGAUGAUCUGGGCUGUCCUGGCAGCCUUCAAUAAGUCCUAAAAAGCCCCUGAACCCCCCAAACCAGCUGGGUGGCCUCACCCUCUCGAUGUGAAGCCAGGUGUAUAGGGGCAUGGAGUUCCUGCAGCAGCGGGUGGGCUCAGGUUGGGGGGACCAGGAGGUUUUGCUCUCCCCCCCGGGCAGGGGUGGGAGAGUGAGAGCCCACGUGUGUGGGCAGGUCUCGCACUCCUCCAAAAACUGGUGCCUCUGGGGAGAGGUGGCCGUGCUUCUUUGCUCCCCUUCCAGUGCUCCUUGCCCAUAGGCUUCCUUCUCAGGCCAGUGCAGAGCUGGGAGGUGGCAGAGCUCAGCUCUGCCUCUGCAUGCAGGAAUCAAGCCACUCAGAUGGGCCAAACCCCAGCAGAAAUGGGGCUGUGGAGCGGCCUGUGCUCCCUGUGCACAGGCUUGUGUGGCUAUCUCUAUGGCUCCCUGUUCCACACACAGGUCUUGCCUCUGAGCUGCCCGGGCAGCACAGAUUCCCCUAUGGAGCAUGCUGACGUCCUCGUGGUACAUGGUAUGGCCAGGGGAGCAGGCAGGGGUCUGGUUCAGAGGGUUCUGGCAGCUGGGACCACCCCAUGCUGGGCUGGCA
Molecule: messenger RNA, 2042 nt
Organism: Haliaeetus leucocephalus (bald eagle)
Lineage: Eukaryota; Metazoa; Chordata; Aves; Accipitriformes; Accipitridae
Gene: GOLPH3L
Product: golgi phosphoprotein 3-like
Exons: 4
Coding region: 602-1459 (285 amino acids)
Biological process (GO): retrograde vesicle-mediated transport, Golgi to endoplasmic reticulum; Golgi organization; Golgi vesicle budding
Cellular component (GO): Golgi cisterna; cytosol; trans-Golgi network
Molecular function (GO): phosphatidylinositol-4-phosphate binding
Source: RefSeq, a predicted model, not a curated record